Messenger RNA from Gaeumannomyces tritici R3-111a-1, 168 nucleotides. RefSeq lists its product as hypothetical. The record is from RefSeq and is a predicted model, not a curated record. The transcript is spliced from 2 exons. Lineage: Eukaryota; Fungi; Ascomycota; Sordariomycetes; Magnaporthales; Magnaporthaceae. The coding region runs from base 1 to 168 and encodes 55 amino acids.
AUGACUAUCGCCUUGCCCGGGCCGAGGACGACCAAGGACUCAAGGCCGCGAGCGUUGAUCCUCCGUGGCCCGGACACGGUUGGUGUAGAGGAUUUAUUAAUUCACAAGCAAGCCGAGCCUGACUCCACCCGCGAGAGCGCUGAGGCGGACGACGUCACAGCGGGCUGA